AGAGAGAGAGAGAGAGAGAGAGAGAGAGAGAGAGGAAACGAGCGGGGAGCGGCUGAGAACAGUCGAUGGAUGCUGUCCGGAUUGAAGGGGCAGCACGUUCUUCACUGACGAGGAAAGGAAAGAUUUCAAAAUUGAGUCGAAGGAUAGAAACUCGCCGUCAGGCAUGGUGUGUGAGAAGGGGAUCCAGAUCCUUCUCACCACCGUGGGGGCGUUCGCCGCCUUCGGCCUGAUGACGGUGGCCAUAGGGACGGACUACUGGCUGUACUCCCGCGCCCUCAUCUGCAACAGUACAGCCAACGUCACGCAGGACGACCCUCAUAACAAGGACAAGAAGGACCCGGGGGCGCUCACCCACUCGGGACUCUGGAGGAUAUGCUGCCUGGAAGGAGUGAAGCGAGGAUUGUGUUCUCAGAUCAACCACUUCCCGGAGGACGCGGACUUUGACCAUGACGGGGCCGAGUACGUCCUACGCGUGGUGAGGGCUUCCAACAUCUUCCCCAUCCUCAGCGCCAUCUUGCUGCUAUUGGGAGGCGUGUGCAUUGCUGCUAGCCGUUUCUAUCGGAGCAAACGCAACAUUAUCCUGGGAGCGGGGAUUCUCUUUGUGGCUGCAGGUCUGAGCAACAUCAUCGGCGUGAUCGUGUACAUCUCGGCGGCGCUGGGCGACAUCUCCCCCAAGAAGGAUGAGGACAAGAAGUGGCAGUACUCGUAUGGUUGGUCCUUCUACUUUGGCGGGCUGUCCUUCAUCAUGGCCGAGAUGGUGGGCGUGCUGGCGGUCAACAUUUACAUCGAGAAGAACAAGGAGCUGCGCUGCCGCUCGCGCACCGACAUCUUCAAGAGCACCACGCACGCCAUGCUGCGCCUCCCCAGCUACCGCUUCCGCCGUCGCUCCCGCUCCUCAUCGCGCUCCACCGACCCCUCUCGCUCCCGAGACCCUUCGCCGGUGGGCGGCGGUGUGGGGAAGAACUUCGGCCUGCCCCCAUCGGCGCUGCUCUCCCAGGGCCCCAUCUCCGUGUCCACGCUGCCCAACCCGCACUCGCGCUCCCACACGGCGCUGGCCGGAGGCGACAUCUCACUCUACACGCUGUCCCGCGACCCCAAACUGGGUGGCUUGGCGCCCAUGUAUGGCACAGUGGACCGCGCCACACUCUACCAGCUUCACAACUGCUUCCCCAAGGACGGCGGCGGGGGCGGCAUGAUGAGUGGCACGCUGCCCUCGCUCAAGUCCCACAACCCUUCCAACUCCUCCAACUCCAACGUGCCAAUGCCCAACUCGGUGGGCUCCGGACCGCCCCCCUUCACUUCGUCCACGGUGGACAGGGAGCGAGGAAUGGGUACUCUGGACAGGCUGAAGGGAGACAGAGAGAGCAACUCCAACACCCUCAAUCGGAAGACCACACCUGUGUAAAAAGGGGGUUAGGAUUAAGGUUAGGGUUGGGGGGGGGGGGGGGGGGGGCGCAGGAAGUAGCGGUCGUCCAGCACAGCCAAUAUGUCAAAAGAUGAGUACGAUCAUAAGCGAGCGAUAACAACAACAAUGAACUCUCACAACAAAACUAUUUUGAUAUCUACACGUUCUAGAAAUGAUUUAUUUUGUUAACGAUCAACAUGCAAACUAACCUCGGGCUACUACAAAAAUGCAAUGUGCAAUAUUAGCGCUAAUUUAGCAGACCUGCGUUGGCGUCGAUUGUUGUUGUGAUUAUUCUUUGCGUUGCUACUGGGGAUGGGCAGAACAAUCCAUUUGUGUCGAUUCGGGAUUGUCUCGUUUUUUUUUUUUUUUAACUAGUUAUACUUAUGGCCUCCCAAUAUGAAUUUAUGCUUUGCGUAGGCUACUUUGCGUACGCUACGACACGCAACUCGUUUGGCCUUUUGGGAACAGUGUGCUAAAAGUGUUACAAAAUUCAACUUUGUGGAACAAAUGUUAUUUUAUUGAUUUAUUUUUGACAAAAGAAUUAUCCCGAAAAAAGCAAAACAAACACCUGUCAGAUCAUUGCUGGCAUCGAUGAAGGAAAUGUUUUUGGAAUUGCCAUCCCUAGUGGUUCCAAGCUCGCUGCGUUGUCCAAAGUCAACGUUUCCAUGUUGCUGACUUUAACUGUGAUUAGUUUUUUUUUCUUCCAAGAUGGAAGGGGUGAGCAGCGUGCCUCCAUGUCAAGCGUGUGUGUGCAUGAAAUCUUUGGUGGAGAGAAUGACUUCUUUUGACUUACCGGCCACUAGCUACGACUUUUAUUUCAUUUUUAUUUUCCAAAUGUGAAUACUGUAAAUUGUCUUCCAAUAAUAGCGAUACAAAAGAGAUGCAACAAUAACGACUCGGUUUUGGCCUUCGUACGUCUUCUUUCCAUCGGAAUCCCUGUUAGCAGUACUUGUAGCGCUAGUCGUGUUGAAGAUGUUUGUUCUUUGGGCAUUAACGACAACCUCGCGUUCAAACGGGAGGAAAUAAAAAAUAUGUACAGAAGCAAGUGGAAAAAGGGAAGGAAAAAAAUUUAAUAAUCUCUUUUCUAUGAGUCGGAAAGUGACACAUUUCAUUUUCAAUAACAAAAAAAAACCCAAGCAUCAUGUAAAUGUGGGUUUGGAGAAAAUGUACAUUGUAAUUUAUGCAUACAUAUAUUUGUAAAUCCUCUAAAAAAAAAAAAGAGCUUUUGUUACUCUGACUCUUACUUGGUGGUUUACCUCAUUAGCCCCGCCCUCAUGAACCUUUUGACCCGCCCCCUUUCCUGAGCAUUGAUGGGAACCUCCCCAAAGAUUCUUUUCACUGUGCUUCCUUGCUCCUCUUCUCGAAGGAAGGUGAUGAGAAUGUAAGCGGCCUGACACACGCGUCUUCUUUUUUCCCUUCUCGAAAAUCAGACUCUUGUGACAUGAUGCAACAACCACUGAACUAAAAAAAAAAAAAAAAAAUCGGAAAAACAAAGGAGACGCUUCCAGACUUUCUGAAUUUCUUCGGUGACAUUCUCGGGAAAAAAGUGACAAACGUGCGCACAGAGAGCAUUUAUGUGGGCAAUAUGAAUCAAAUGUAGAUAUAUAGAGACAACUGAUUAUGGUUUAUCUAAAUGUGUGAUAAACUCAAACACUGUAUUGCACGAAAUUUAUAAAAAAAAAUACUGCUGGA
Syngnathus acus (greater pipefish) is the source of this 3097-nucleotide messenger RNA. It is a transcript of the gene cacng8b, whose product is annotated as calcium channel, voltage-dependent, gamma subunit 8b. The coding region runs from base 164 to 1405 and encodes 413 amino acids. The transcript has 5 exons. Gene Ontology annotation, cellular component: postsynaptic density membrane; AMPA glutamate receptor complex. Gene Ontology annotation, molecular function: channel regulator activity; voltage-gated calcium channel activity. Gene Ontology annotation, biological process: positive regulation of synaptic transmission, glutamatergic; regulation of AMPA receptor activity; calcium ion transport. The record is from RefSeq and is a predicted model, not a curated record. Lineage: Eukaryota; Metazoa; Chordata; Actinopteri; Syngnathiformes; Syngnathidae.